UGGUCUGGUGCGUCUUAUAGGGCGAAAAAUACGGUAAUUGGGCAGAGGGGCAGAGCGAAAGGUCAGGAGGGCUCUAUUGUGUGCCGCUCAACCACCACCUUGAAACUCUGAAACAGACUUCAGGAAGGAGCUGGGGUUGUUGGCUUGUGACAGAAGGAUAAAAACAGGAAACCCCAGUGCAUCUGUGGGGGUGGCGAGGAGAAGAGAAGGGAAGGAAACGCUGACUUUUAAAAAUAUAUUCCGAAGCAUCGUGAGAAGGCAGGGCUGCAACGGUGCCUGGCAGAUCCCCCUCGCACGCUGGUUUUAAAAAGAAGAGGAGACAGAAAAAAUCAGCUUUGCGCUGCAAGCCGCAUUUGGAUAUUUGGCGGUGCACUGGUUCACAGGAGCGGAAGGAGAGGCCUGUUCCGUCGCGGUGUCAGCGCACGAAGACUGCCACAACCCCACGUUCUGCGCUGGGCAUCCCUGAACAUCUCACCCGAUUGAGGAGGCAGCCACGAUGGAGGCGUUCAGCUCCCGCAACUUGGCCAUGCAGGCCGAGAAGAAGAUUCUCAGCCGGAUGGCCAGCAAGUCCAUGGCCAAUAUGUUCAUUGACGACACCAGCAGCGAGAUCCUGGACGAGCUCUACCGGAUCUCCAAGGAGUACACGCAGAACCGGACCGAGUCCCAGAAGGUCAUCAAGAACCUCAUCAAGGUGGCGGUCAAGAUCUCCGUCCUGUACCGCAACAACCGCUUCAGCCCCGAGGAGCUGGGCCUGGCGGAGGAGUUCAAGAGGAAGCUCCACCAAGGAGCCAUGACAGCCAUCAGCUUCCAUGAGGUGGAGUUCACCUUUGAGAAGGCCGUCCUGGCCGAGCUGUUGAGAGAUUGCAGGGACCUGCUGCUCCGGCUGGUCGAGAAGCACCUGACGCCCAAAUCUCACGGGCGCAUCCGGCAUGUCUUUGACCACUUCGCCGACACGGAGCUCCUGGCGAAGCUCUACAGUCCCGGGGAGCCCUACCAGCCACGGCUGAAGAAGAUCUGCGAGGGGAUGAACCGUCUCAUCGACGAGGGGAAGUUGUGAAACCCACCGAAGAGGAGGACGAAAAAGGUGGAAAGGACCGCACAUGCGGGGUGGGGAGGGGGAGACACGAAAUUUAACAUUGGCCAAAUCCUUCAAGGACCUAGGGAUUCAGAUAGACUGCCUCUGGACCUGGGGGCUCCAUAAGCAGAGAGCCCUGCUGGAUCAAGCGAGAGGGGACUUGUUAAGUUGUGGGUAAACAUAUCAGACGACACAGCGAUUCUUCAA
Molecule: messenger RNA, 1282 nt
Organism: Podarcis raffonei (Aeolian wall lizard)
Lineage: Eukaryota; Metazoa; Chordata; Lepidosauria; Squamata; Lacertidae
Gene: TNFAIP8L2
Product: TNF alpha induced protein 8 like 2
Exons: 2
Coding region: 497-1057 (186 amino acids)
Biological process (GO): negative regulation of T cell activation; regulation of apoptotic process; negative regulation of inflammatory response
Cellular component (GO): cytoplasm
Source: RefSeq, a predicted model, not a curated record